CGCGUUAGCAACAAGGGGGGUUUGGGGCGGCAGGAAACGUAAGGAUCCCUUCGGGCACGCAGUUUUCCCCCUAGGAUGGCGAAGUCAUAGCCGCCCUGGGAGCGACAUCGGUUAGUCUAAGAAUACCAGGGUAAGCCAAUCAGGGGCAGAGUAGGGCGGGUCGCGCCUUCGCCGUCCUAGGAAAACGCGUCUGGACAGAUGUCGCAGGCUGGGAGGCGGAACGCGUGGGUGGAAGGCGGUGUACUGAGCUGUGACCUGGCCUGACCACAAUCGGUCGGGGCAACGACUGGUCAAUCCUGCUUCCCGCCCCAUUUUGGCAACCGGUAAGGCAUCAGUCCUGGUCCCCUGGUCAGUUGGUCUUUGCAUCUCCACCAUGGAUAACCUAGAGGAGGACCUGACGUGCUCCGUGUGCUACGCUCUGUUUUCCGACCCGCGGGUUCUGCCGUGCUCGCACACGUUCUGCAAGACCUGCCUGGAUAACGUUCUCCAAGUCUCAGCCAACUAUUCUAUCUGGCGCCCGCUUCGCCUCCCUCUGAAGUGCCCCAACUGUCGCAGUGUGGUGGAGCUGCCUCCGUCCGGUGUAGAUGCUCUGCCCAUCAACGUGUCACUGCGGGCCAUCAUUGAGAAGUACCAAAAAGACAGUCAGCCAAGGCCACCCUCCUGCCCGGACCAUCCCAGGCAGCCGCUGAACGUGUACUGUGUCCAGGACCGCCAGCUGAUCUGCGGGAUGUGUCUGACGGUAGGGCAGCACCAGGGCCACCCUAUAGACGACUUGCAGGCUGCCUUCAUCAGAGAAAAACAGACUCCUGGAAAUCUAAUGGCCAGACUCUCUGAUCAGAGGUGGGCACAGGUUUGUGAGUUGGGGGAGUUGUUGGAACAGGAGAAGGCGCAUUGCGAGGGCCUGGUGAAGAAGGACCGACUGGCUGUUGAUCAGUUCUUCCAGACACUGGAGCUCGUGCUCUCCAGGAAGAGACAGGCCUUCCUUGCAGCUUUGGACAACGCCAGCGCAGAGGUCUGCCAGGCCUACAACCCGUUAAUUGACAGGGUGAAAGAGCUACAGGAGGAGCAGUUGGACCUGGUGUCUGUGUGCUCGUCGGUGGAGGAGGAGGACUCUCCACUGGUGUUCCUGGAGAAAGUCCAUCUUUUCCGAGAGAGGUUGGAGGUGUUGCUCAAAGCCCCUUUGCCCUCUACCAUAGCCCUUACCAUCACACCCCGGGCUACAGAGUACCUUCAGGAGCACUGGCCUGCAGUGACAAUUGGAAAGCUGGAGGAGGCCCCGGUACCCAGGGUGAGUUGCUGUGCCAAGCUGGGAGAUCAGGAGGUCGGAAGGGGUCAGUGUGAGAGCCGGGCCCAGGACAUGUGGAGUGAGCUCCAGCCCACCCCUGCAAUGGUGUUCCUCGGGCUGCUGUUGCUGGCGGUGGCCCUGUGGGUCAACCCCGUAGGGGGAGCAUCCCUGGGUUUCUCCCUCCUCUCACAGUUCAGCCAAAUGGUUCACGGCCUGAGCAGUGAACUGGCAAGCUCCGUUUGGGAGAUGGCCGAGUGGUUGUAUGUGGAGAUGGGAGAGGCAAUGGAGAGAUGGAGCGCCUUCCUCUCCAUCCUGAGGGAAAAUGCCUUUCAACAGCUUGGCGCUUUUUUCAAGACCUUCAGCUCCUUUUGAGAGCAAACUUUCCAUUUCAGACACCGUUCCGUGUUGACAGAUUGUGACGUUUCCAAACCUUGUUAGUGUCCAAUAAACCUCAUUUUAUGUAGCACCGGUGUUCCUGCAUAAGUCCAUAAAGUACAGAACAUUACUCGGUCCUUUAGAAAUCAAAACAAAAAAAAUAUGAAACAAAUCGAUCAACUGUCAUCCUGAUACACACUGGAAAACACGCCCAUCAGCCAAAACAUUAAAACCACUGACGGGGAAGUGAAUAACAUGGAUUAUCUCGUUACAGUGGCACCUGUCAAGUGGUGGAACAUGUGAGGCAGAAAAUUAACACUCAGCUGAAGUUGAUGUGUCGGAAGCGGGAAAAAUGGGCAAGCAUAAGGAUCUGAGUGACUUUGACAAGGGCCAAAUCAUGAUGGCUAGACCAGUUGUUUCCCAACCCAGUCUUCAAGGAACCCCCCGUCCUUUUUUUUUUUUUUCUAAUUUCUUCCAAUUUAGUGGCCAAUCGAUCCCUAUUCUAGUGCAAACACCCACCCUCGUACUGCAUGCGUUCGCCAACCGCAUCUCUCCGGCCGGCAGUCUCAAAGGAGACACCUCCCCACUUUCGUGACAAGGCAACUCCAGGCCGAACCACUGCUUUUUCUGACACACAGAGACGCAUUCAUGUGACGAACACAAGCCGACUCCGCCCUCCUCCUGAAGACAGCGUUGCCAAUUAUUGCUGCUUCAUCGAGUCCGGCCAUAGUCGGAUGUGACGAGACCGGGGCGCGAACCCCGGUCCCCAGUGGGCAACUGCAUCGACACAAAGCCGAUGCUUAGACCGCUACACCACCGCGGACCCUAAGGAACCCCUAUCCUGCAGAUUUUCUUUGCAACCCUGAAUAGGUACCUGUUUGUAGUUAUUCAACCAAUCAGCAAUGAAUUAUGUCAGAUGUUGCACACCUUGCAUAAUUAAGUGCUGUGAGAUGAUUGGUUAAGUACAAGCAGGGAUACCUAUGCAGGGUUACAAUGAAAAUCUGAAGGAUAGGGGUUCCUCAAGGACUGGGUUGGGAAACGCUGGGCUAGACGACUGGGUCAGAGCUUCUAAAACGGCAGGACUGGUGGGGUGUCCGCGGUAGGCAGUGAUCAGUACCUACCAAAGUGGUACAAGGAAGGACAACUGGUGAUCCGACGACAGGGUCAUGGGCGCCCAAGGCUCAUUGAUGCGCAUGGGGAGAAGGCUAGCCCGUCUGGUCCAAUCCCACAGAAGAGCUACUGUAGCUCAAAUUGCUAUAAAAGUUAAAGCUGGCUAUGAUGGACAUGUGUCAGAACACACAGUGCAUCUCAGCUUGCUGCGUAGCCGCACACUGGUCAGAGUUCCCAUGAUGACCUCUGUCCACUGCCGAAAGUGCCUACAAUGGGCACGCGAGCAUUAGAACUGGACCAUGGAGCAAUAGAAGAAGGUGUCCAGGUCUGAUGAGUCAUGUUUUCUGUUACAUCAUGUGGACGGCUGGGUGCGUGUGCAUCAUUUACCUGGGGAAGAGAUGGCACCAGGAUGCAGCAUGGGGAGAAGGCAAGCCGGUGGAGGCAGUGUGAUGCUCUGGGCAAUGUUCUGCUGGGAAACCUUGGGUCCUGGGAUUCCUGUGGAUGUUACUUUGACACAUAUUGCUGCAGUCCUAGUACACCCGUUCUUGGCAACGGUAUUCCCUGAUGGCGGUGGCCUCAGGUGGUGUUAAUGUUUUGGCUGAUGGUGUAUCAUCAGCCCAACUACUAUAUCGGAACAUUAAAUUGAAUGAACAUCCAUCCAUCCAUUAUCCAAGCCCCUUAUCCUACUUAGGGUCACGGGAUACCGGAGCCUAUCCCAGCAGCCAUUGGGCGGCAGGCGGGGAGACACCCUGGACAGGCUGCCAGUCCUUCACAGGGCCUGAAUGAACACCAAUAAUCACAAAUUCAAGUUUAGAGAUUGAGGACAAAACAAUAUAGAAUUUGGAAAUUAAAGCACAGCAACCUGUGCACCAUUCUUGCUCAGAAAGAACUACUGCCCCCCUUUUUGAAAUAUACAUUUAAACAAAGAUAAAUCCCGAAAGACGCACUGGCGUAAACGUGCUCUUGUAGCGUGGGGGAGCAAAGUUCUUGCACACUCCUUGGACAACAAACACAUACGUCUCUUCCUUACACAAGGGCUUUUGUAUCUGUUUACAAUGACCUCGAGACACUGGAAUAUAGAAGCUGCGGUGUACUUAUGUAACAUGACCCGUGGUGGCAUGGAACCAGAUACCCUAUGCACCCGUCCACCAGCGAUCACGUUGCACCGGGACACAGCAGUUGAAAUUUCUCCUUUUUACUGUGCCUUCACCGUCACCCUUACCUAGCCUUUAGCUUCACAACCGAUGACCAGUAAUACGGCCGAGCCUCAACAAAAACACCCUAUAGUGACUUUUGGUGAUUUGAUUUCUCUCAGCUGAAUUAGCUGCUUCAUGGCACCAAUACUGCGUCUGUCACAAAACGCUUCGCUUCAGCAGCGGUUUUUCUAGUCGGCAUUUGCAAAAUAGGAAUUAUGGGUUUUGCGAUGUGUAGGAUUUAAAAGGCAUCAAUUAAAUACUGCAAACUUUCAUAAGAAAUGUUCUUACUCUUAUUAUACCUGAAUUUUCUACAUUUAUUUGAAUUCAUUGUUGGUUUUAAUAAAUUGAUCUUGUGUAAUUUUUGGUCCGGGUGGUUUAUAAAAUUCCUGUGAGAGCAAUAUACCAGUGCAAGAUCAGGUACGUCUUGCACUGAAUGCAAGAUGUAUUGUGCUAAUGAACUGAAGCAGUGGUGCAGC
This is a messenger RNA of Lampris incognitus (smalleye Pacific opah), 4442 nucleotides long. RefSeq names its product tripartite motif containing 59 (gene trim59). NCBI's taxonomy places the organism in Eukaryota, Metazoa, Chordata, Actinopteri, Lampriformes, Lampridae. Gene Ontology annotation, cellular component: centrosome; cilium; intraciliary transport particle B. The coding region runs from base 374 to 1657 and encodes 427 amino acids. Gene Ontology annotation, molecular function: zinc ion binding. Gene Ontology annotation, biological process: cilium assembly. The transcript is spliced from 5 exons. The record is from RefSeq and is a predicted model, not a curated record.